Prunus armeniaca (apricot) is the source of this 255-nucleotide messenger RNA. Lineage: Eukaryota; Viridiplantae; Streptophyta; Magnoliopsida; Rosales; Rosaceae. The record is from the annotation of a GenBank genome assembly.
AUGCAGAUCAAUUACGACCCUAGUUGGCAAGACCCCAUCAUCGACUACUUGGUGAACGCAAAUUUGCUAAGAGAGAAGUUCGAGACCAGAAAUAUCAAACAGAAAGCGACAAGAUACUAUAUGAAGGACAACAAGCUUGUUCGAAUAUCAUAUUUCGGUCCUCAUCUCACCUGCAUCAAGUACCAGAAACUCUCGAAGUGCUAUGCAAAAUCCAUAAUGGCGAAUGUGGAAAUCGUGCUGGGGGCAGGUUACUAG